Messenger RNA from Sabethes cyaneus, 1353 nucleotides. RefSeq lists its product as uncharacterized. The transcript has 2 exons. The coding region runs from base 1 to 1353 and encodes 450 amino acids. The record is from RefSeq and is a predicted model, not a curated record. NCBI's taxonomy places the organism in Eukaryota, Metazoa, Arthropoda, Insecta, Diptera, Culicidae.
AUGGAUGAAUUUCUAGUGAAUUACGCUCCAGAUGAGCAUCAAUAUGAAGUGCCUCUACGACUCGAACGCUUAGAAAAGCUAAAUGAAGCGUUCGAGAUGAUCCAGUCCGAAUACGAACAGCUAGAUGAUAGCGAGCAGUUUUUAAUUGCGAACAUGGAAUGUCGAGCAAAAAUAGAAGAGCAGUAUAUUCGCAUCAAAGCCAGCCUGAUCUCAAAGAUGCCCCAGCCAGUCCCCGUUCAUGUUGCGCAAACUUCAGCUUCAGAACCCCAGCUCAUCCCGUCCGGUCUAGCAAAUGUGAAAUUGCCAACGAUAACGCUGCCAGAAUUUGAUGGAGAUUUCAACAAUUGGCUGACGUUCCACGAUACGUUCGUUUCGAUGAUUCAUGCCUCAACAGAAAUAUCUUGUGUGCAGAAGUUCCAUUAUCUCCGUGCGGCCUUGAAGGGAGAGGCUGCCAAUCUGAUCCAGUCUAUUACCAUUACUGCAGCAAAUUAUUCGGUGGCAUGGGAUACCCUUGUCAAGCGCUAUUCCAAUAAGGCAAUACUACGCAAGAAGCACAUUCGAGCGCUUUUGAAAUACCCGAAGAUCCUGAACAGUAACGUCGAUGCUCUGCAUAAAAUCGUGGACGACUUUCAACGUCAUGUAAAGGUGCUGCAGCAAUUAGGCGAACCCGUUGAACAUUUCAGUUCUAUACUGAUAGAGCUUUUGGAAGAUAAGCUGGAUGACGCAUCAUUGCAGGCAUGGGAGGAAUCAGUGUCAUCGGAGGAACAACCCACGUACACUAAGUUGAUUGAAUUUUUGCUAAAGAGAACCCGUGUACUAGAGAACAUUCUCAUCAACCGUCCCCAACACGCCAACCCCAAGUCCGGUGGCCAGCAUUCAGGAAAUAAGAAACCCUUCCAGUUCCGCGUGAACACAAAUGCCAUGACCGAAGCUGCUCCGAAGAUGUUCCCGCCCUGUCCCGCUUGUGAAAGAGACAAACAUCCCAUGGUUGAAUGUCCUGUUUUUAACGGAUUAGACGUAAAAGGCCGUCUUAAAGUGCUUACCGAUAAAAAACUGUGCAGCAACUGCUUUCGAAGUGACCAUUUUGCCCACUUCGUAAGGGUAAAGGGGAACUACGGGGCUAGUGCAACGAUCCUCGACGAAAACGAUGUGAUUCGGAUGGACGGGCAUACGGAGAAAAUUGAAUUCUUACCAUUCGAUCUGCGCUUUCCGGUGGUUCUAUCGAGAGACCACCAUGUGAUUGAGUUGAUAGUGCAGCACUAUCACGAGUGCUUCGGGCACGGCUAUCGAGAGACAGUUAAAAACGAGAUUCGGCAGCGGUUCUACAUUCCGAAAGUCGGUACGGUGGUGUAA